Messenger RNA from Didymodactylos carnosus, 984 nucleotides. The record is from the annotation of a GenBank genome assembly. NCBI's taxonomy places the organism in Eukaryota, Metazoa, Rotifera, Eurotatoria, Philodinida, Philodinidae.
AUGGAUGAAUUGGGUAAUAGAACAACACAUCAAAAAAGAAUUUUGUUCAAUAAUUUACGUGAAAAUUAUGAAGUAUUCAAAGAGGAGAACAAAAAUGUUAAUUUAAGUCGUGCUUCUUUUGCUAAUUUGCUCUGUAAUUGUAAUAAUCAAGAGUGUAUGUUUGCGGCUUGUCCACUUUGUGAAGAUUUCUUUACAGAAAAAGUUGAAAAUAAUGUAACAGACGGCAAUGCUAAAAUUAAUUGGUUCCAAUGGGUGAAUGAAAAUGGUCGUGCUGAAAAGAAGGCAUUUAGUGGCAGUGUCGAUGAGGCAAUUAAAUUAUUGAAAUCCAAGACGGAGCAAUUCUUAUUCCAUGUCUACAUCAAACGUGAACAGAGCAAAUAUUUCGAAAAACUGAAGUUGGAAGUGACGGAUGAAAAGGUAGUAUGUCAAGUAGAUUUUGCAGAAUACUUUGGUAUGAAAGAACAAGAUGAAAUACAGUCUGCUCAUUGGAAUACAAAAACUUUGUCUAUCUUUACAGCAUAUGUUUGGUCUAAAAGUCAUGGAUUGUCGUUUGCUCUACCUUCCCUUGACGUAACACACGAUAAAUUUGUUGUUAAUUCAGCUUUGGAAAUUAUUUUAAAUCACCUUAAUACUGUUCUUCUUAAUCUGAAGGAAAUAAACUUUUUCUCUGGUGGAGCAGCUGGUCAAUUCAAACAACGUUUUCAUUCUCGUAAUCUUGUUCAGAUUGCUCAUGAACAUAAAAUUAAUUUAAGUUGGAAUUCUUUUGCCACUUCACACGGUAAAGGAGUUGUUGAUGGAAUCGGAGGUACUGUUAAACGGCUGGUUUGGUCGACAGUGUUGGGAGGAGGGGCUUGUCGUGCAGCUGAGGAUUUUAUCAAGAUUGCAAAACAGAAAACAAAGAAAAUAAUUCUUCUUAAAAUUACGAGAAAUGACAUCAACGCAGCUACCCAGGUCCAAAAAAACGGCCCGUUAACGGCCAGUUAA